UCGGUCAUGUGGAACGGUUGUCGUCCUGAAUUCCACAUAAAUAAGCCUUGUUUGUUUAUAUCUGUUACACAUUAUUGGAGAGCUUUUGCGAAAUCAACUUAUCACUAUUCUCUGUGGGGAAAAAAUGGAUGCCACUACUAUUCUGAGUAACGACUUUGGAUAUGUGGUGUUGGUGAUCAUCUUUUCUAUAUUCAUGUCCUGGUGGGUAGGAUACCAGGUCGUUAAAGCGCGAGAAAAAUUUAACGUGCACUACCCUAAAAUGUACGGAGAAGAUGAUCGUUUUAAUUGUUACCAGAGAGCCCAUCAAAAUACACUAGAGGUUUAUCCAAUAUAUCUGAUUCUUCAAGUGAUGAGUGGACUGUAUGCUCCGAAAUUGUCUGCUGUCUGUGGAUUAAUAUUUGUCUUGGGUAGAAUUGUUUAUGCCCUAGGGUACCAGUCUGGAGAUCCAAAGAAGCGUCUUCGUGGAUCAUUUGCCUACUUUGGAAUCCUGGGAAUGCUGGUGUGUUCCAUCAUGUUUGGACUCAACCUCCUUCAAAUCGUAAAAUGGUGAACAAGCGUUUUUGCUGUUACUCAAUCCAUUAACAUGAGACAAUUUAGAACCUUCUUUUUUGAUCAU
Saccostrea echinata is the source of this 616-nucleotide messenger RNA. RefSeq names its product glutathione S-transferase 3, mitochondrial-like. Gene Ontology annotation, cellular component: endoplasmic reticulum; nuclear envelope; membrane. The record is from RefSeq and is a predicted model, not a curated record. Lineage: Eukaryota; Metazoa; Mollusca; Bivalvia; Ostreida; Ostreidae. The transcript has 5 exons. The coding region runs from base 125 to 550 and encodes 141 amino acids. Gene Ontology annotation, molecular function: glutathione peroxidase activity; glutathione transferase activity.